Molecule: messenger RNA, 1854 nt
Organism: Spodoptera exigua (beet armyworm)
Lineage: Eukaryota; Metazoa; Arthropoda; Insecta; Lepidoptera; Noctuidae
Source: the annotation of a GenBank genome assembly
CUUUGACAAUCAUUGAUUGUUGACAGUUGGACAUUUAGUAGUUUGACAAUUUCAAUUUAGAGAAGUUUCACGAAAUCGUAUCAAAUUUUUAAUUUUCCUCAAAUACCUACUAUAACAUCUAAAAGUUAUAAUUAUUUGUAUUCAAAACAAUAAGUUGGAAAAGCACGUGUUUUAAUUUAUUGCGAUGGUUGUAUUCACGUGUGGUCAUUGCGGCGAAUCUGUGCAGAAACCUAAAGUUGAGAAACAUUAUAUGACAAUAUGCAGGAAUAGGAAUCCCAACUUGUCUUGCAUGGACUGUUUCAAAGACUUUCUGGGCCAGGAUUAUGAGUCUCACAUAAAAUGUAUCACAGAAGAGGAACGCUAUUCUGGAAAAGGAUUUGUUUCUAAAGAAAAAAAGGGGGAGAAGAAGCAAAAUGCAUGGGUAGAAAUGUUACAAUCUGUAUUAGAUGAACAAAAAAGUGCACCAAGAAAUGUACUAAGGAUUAUCGAAACCAUCAGCAAACACAAUAACACACCUCGCAAGAAACCCAAGUUUAUCAACUUUGUAAAGAAUGUUUGUGGGCAAAAAACAAACCCUAAGGACAUUGACCAAGCCUGGGACUUAAUAUCUGUAAAAUUAACUGCUUUAUCUAAUGCUAAUAAUAGAAAUCAAAAUCAAAAGAAAGAUGCAAAUGAAGAAGAGAAACUACAAAGUUCUACAGUUGAGGAAACUGAUGAGAAAUCUGAAGAGAAUGACUUAGAAAAUGACAAAGUUGAACCAAAUGGAGUAGGAGAAAAUGGUGCAGUGGAACAAAAUGGUGAAGCUGUACAGAAUGAGGAACAGGAAGAAGGUAACAAAAAGAAAUCUAAAAAGCAAAAAAAAGAAGAGAAGAAGCAUAAAAAAUAUGAAGCUGAACUGCAGAGUGCUGCAGCCCCACCACAAGAAGUAGAAGAAGAAGAAACUGAAACUAAGAAAGGUAAAAAGAAGAAGAACAGAACUGAAUCAGUCAAUGGGGAUGAAAAUGUUCAAGUUGAAGGUAAAAAUGGCAAAAACAAAAAACGCAAGAGACAAGAUACUGUAAAUAGUGUUAAUGGAGCACAAGAAGUUGCAGAAAAUGGAAUGGAGCAAGGAGAAGCAGCAGUUGCUACUGGAAAAACACAAAAGAAGAAGAGCAAGACUGCACAGGAAGAAGAAGAAGAAGCAGAAGAGAGUAUGUGUUUGCAUGACCAGAAUGUUGCCAAAAUAGGAGAAUUAGCUGUUAGUGAUAAAUUUAAUUGGCAUGCUGUUAUAAUAUCUGUAUUGCAAAAGAAAGGCAAUGAAUUACCAUUCAAAAGAUUGCAAAAGAAGGUUUUAGGGGAAUAUAGUGAAGCAACUGGCAGAGAAGUUGAUGACCGAAUUGCUGAUAAGUUUAUUAAGAAAUUGAAAAGUGCUCCUAAUGUGAGAGUUGACAAGAACAGAGUGCUUCUAAUUGACUAAAAGUUGUUAUACAAUAUUGUGUUGUCUUUAUAUACUGCCACACUUUGGAAGAAACUUGAUGAUUUGUUAUUGUUAUGACUGUAUGAGGUUGAGAUAUUACUGAGUAUUUACUACUAUAUUGACAGGUUUGACAUUGCAUAAUAUUGCAGCUAUUUAUAUGCCAUUGUAAAAGUGAAGCUGUUUCAUAAUAUUAAUUGGUUCUGCGAUAUUAGGUUUAAUGCAUUUGAUGUUUGAUAAAUAUGACCCAAGAUUUUAGCUGCCAAAGUGUGGAGCCAAAUUGAUAUAAUAGAUAUAAUACAAUUAAAUAAUAGUUUUUGAAGCAACUUGUUCAUGUACCACUGAUGUAGUUCCCAUAUUCUCUGUAUAUGGCAAUAAUAACGAUGUUCUUAACAUAAAAA